AUGGCCAGCAUGGACGAGUCCAAUCAAUUGACUUUAGAAAAUCUAGGUUUUUCCCCUGAAAUAAUUGAUAUUAUAACUCGGCAUGGUGUAGACACGGCAGACUUCCAAGCCGUUUUAAAGUUCCUCACGGACUUUAACUUGGCCAGACUGGAGGAACAUGGCGAAGAAAUUUCUGUUGUAUUUACGUAUAACAUGGUCCCCGCUGAAGGAGAAGGGAGUUCUGGAUCAAAUCCAGCUGUUAAGAAGGAAGAAUCGUUGCUUGAUAACUCUCAAGAUAUUGACGACAAUGGAAACGUAAGCAUGAAACUGGAUACAACAGCAAAUAUCAACGAAACACUACCAGAACAACCGUGUACCGAGUGUACUGCGGAAAAGCCUCCGGGAGCAGAAUUGUUGCAAGAUCCGGUGGCUAGUCCCAUACCAACAGAAGAUAAACCAUCAAGUUCUUCGAAAAAUCAGAUAUCGGACCUGCCAUCGACGUCCAAGUCCAAGAACUCGGUCAAAACGAUAAUUUUAUGUUUGUCCCUACGUUUCGGCACUGAUUAG
Armigeres subalbatus is the source of this 546-nucleotide messenger RNA. RefSeq lists its product as uncharacterized. The record is from RefSeq and is a predicted model, not a curated record. NCBI's taxonomy places the organism in Eukaryota, Metazoa, Arthropoda, Insecta, Diptera, Culicidae. The coding region runs from base 1 to 546 and encodes 181 amino acids. The transcript has 5 exons.